ACAGUGUAGUCGCAUAUAAAUACCGCAUGGUAUGAUAUUGAUACUGGAUUUAUAGGUGUGUAUGAGUAAGUAUUUACGGUAAGUGACAUAUCAUUAUAGUUUGUGGAAAAAUUUGAUCACAUCUUUCAUGCACAGGCCCUCAAUGUACCUGUUACUUGUUACGGGACUGGUAUAAAACCCAGGCCAAAAUCAGGCAAACAUGUCUCAAAAUUCGCUACUACUCUUAAGUGUGGUCCCGUUCCUGACACAAUUAACCCUCUCAACUGGAACGAUUUUACAGGCCACCUUUUUACAGACAAGGUUGCCUGUUCCGGACAACUGUACCCGGCCAUACCAUUUCCCCUGGGAGGAUGUCAUCACCCUGUUUGGAAGCUGUCGUACUAAUGGGAACCAAAAUAAGGACAUUCUCCGUUUCAGAAUAUCAACCGAUACCAUUGAGAAGGUGGGUGAACUAUUGGAGGAAACAAAUCGUGGCUCGGUGCAGGCCGACACCGCCGGGAAUAUAUACUACUUGGGCGGAGUUUCUAAUUGGGUACAGAAAUAUAACGCCGCUCAAAAUGUGACAGAACGUGUCACCACUUUCCCCUUUAAUCUACGAGAUUCGACCUCCGUAAAUAUCAACAGUACGAGCAAUGAGGUCAUAGUUUUUGGCGGGUAUGGAAUUCCGAGUGCGGUCUACUCCAUCGACCUUGACACAUUUUCGACCCAAUAUAAGACCACGCUACCCCAAAAUAUUUUAGAAGCUACCUCCGUCCGAGUGGGUGAUUUUGCGUACAUUUUCGAUUCCGGGGCAUCACGAAAUAACCGACAAGUAAUGCGGGUAAAUUUGAAAAACUUCACUACCGAGAUGGUGGGACCACCCACCCUUCCCGCCUUUUCGUUGAGACCUUCCUCCGUUUAUGAUAGUACCGGGAAUAAAGUGUAUGUCAUUGGAGGGUAUACUUUCGCCGGAAAUGAGGGUAAUCCUACCGCGGGAAUUUACGAGUUUGACCCGGUCACAUUUGAAAAUAGGUUUAUCCCAGUGGCAAAUUUCCCCGUGACGGGGGAAAUGUAUUGGGGAAUUUCUCCGGCAGCAGUUUAUGUAGAGGGCUUGGACAGGAUCUAUUUCUUUGGGGGGUCCUUAGUAACCUCGUACAGUUGGUACCAGAAUGAAAUCUUCUAUGUGAGUCUGGCCCCAUUACGGGGAAAUUUGGGGUGAUGUGCUAACCUUGGUUUGAUAAAAAAAAUUAUAUAUGUGUGAUAUAAAAUUAACGUUUGUGUUAGAGGGUGAUACUGUACAAAAUUUAUUAGUUUGAUAAAUAAACUAAAUUUUCUCGAGUCUGAUAAAUAAA
This is a messenger RNA of Folsomia candida, 1331 nucleotides long. RefSeq lists its product as uncharacterized. The coding region runs from base 200 to 1198 and encodes 332 amino acids. The record is from RefSeq and is a predicted model, not a curated record. Gene Ontology annotation, molecular function: protein binding. Lineage: Eukaryota; Metazoa; Arthropoda; Collembola; Entomobryomorpha; Isotomidae. The transcript is spliced from 3 exons.